Molecule: messenger RNA, 3690 nt
Organism: Penicillium cosmopolitanum
Lineage: Eukaryota; Fungi; Ascomycota; Eurotiomycetes; Eurotiales; Aspergillaceae
Exons: 6
Coding region: 1-3690 (1229 amino acids)
Biological process (GO): secondary metabolite biosynthetic process; fatty acid biosynthetic process
Molecular function (GO): fatty acid synthase activity; 3-oxoacyl-[acyl-carrier-protein] synthase activity
Source: RefSeq, a predicted model, not a curated record
AUGUCGGAAUGCCAAUUGUUCCUCUUUGCGGACCAGACGGUCGAUUCUGGGGCGUACUUGACAAAUAUUUCACUCCAGCCCGCACUUUCAAAACUAUUGCUGCCCUUUUUCCAGUCCACAACGCAUUCUCUUAAAACCCAUAUUCAAAGGUUACCCCACUACGAGAGGAAUGCUUUCAGAAGUUUCGACUCAAUCCUUGACCUCGCUUCUGAGAGUUCCAGCAGAGAGCCAAGUACCGUUAUUUCCACUGUGCUUCACUGUGUUGCCCAGCUUGCUUCACUCAUCAUCUCAACUGAAAGUCAACCGGAUCUAUGGAAAGACGAUUCUGAAAAAUACUUUGCUGGUGUGUGCACUGGAUCAUUUGCGGCGGCGGCCGCAGCUACGAGCGAAAAUAAACAGGAAAUAAUUGAUAUCACCCCUGAAAUCAUUGCUACAGCCUUCUAUCUAGGAGUAGAAGCCGCCAGAAGAUCCAGUAUAAUUGAGCCGGAAACAGAUACCUGGGCCAGAGUUGUUCGGUGCACAGAGGCGAACUAUACCAGAGAAAAACUGGCCAGAUUCCAUCACACAAAGGGCAUACCGUGUCACAAAUGGGCAUAUAUCAGUGCAGAAUCACAACACUACAACACCAUCAGCGGGCCGCCAUCUACCCUAAAACUACUUUUUGAGGAUUCCGAAAACCUCUCUGUUACGUCUGUCCCUAUUCGCAUUACGGCUGCGUUUCAUGCCAAUCAUCUUCCCUUACCAGAUAUCGAGAAUAAAAUUCUGCAGCCGGCCUGCCUCCGAGACAAACCUCUGCGAAAUCGAAAUCAUAUUCUCUCUCCGAGUACUGGCAAUUCCUAUAAGGGUGGCACUUUGCACUCUGUUCUACAAGAAGCCCUUGUAGACAUUCUGCAGACCCCAAUACAAUGGAACUCACUCCUGGUGGGCAUCGCUUCCAGUAUGCGUGGCCUGUGCGUGAAAAUGACGGCAAUAGGAGCGCCCGGUGGAAUAAACUUGAUAUGCGACGGGCUUUCCUCAGCGGGUAUAAAUUGGGAAAAAACGAAUGAGACUCAAAUGGAUAGGUCCUCUCAAUCCGAAGCUAUUGCAGUUGUUGGAAUGUCAGGUCGGUUCCCUGGGGGUCAAGACUUGGAAGAAUUCUGGGAUACUCUAGCAACUGGGAAAGACAUGCAUCGAUCGGUGCCCACCGAUCGAUUCGACGUGAAAGACUUCCUUGAUCCGUCAGGAAUCAAACAAAAUACAAGUCGGACCCCAUUCGGUUGUUUCAUCGACAACCUAGGUCACUUCGAUGCAAACCUGUUCAACGUAUCACCACGCGAAGCAAAGCAAAUGGACCCGACGCAAAGGCUGCUUCUGAUGUCGGCAUAUGAAGCCCUAGAGAUGGCCGGGUACAGUGACGGACGUGGAGGCACAGUCAGCACAUUCAUUGGCCAAAUGUCAGACGACUGGCGAGAAUCUAAUGCAAGCGGAGACAUAGACCUGUACUAUAUCCCAGGUACGAUGCGGGUAUUUGGACCAGGCCGACUUCAAUAUUUCUUUGGAUGGGAUGGUCCAUCUUAUAGUGUUGAUACGGCAUGCUCGGCAAGUAUGAGCUCGGUGAAUCUCGCAUGUCGUGCUCUUCUCGCUGGCGAUUGUGAUACUUCAUUGGCAGGUGGCGGAAAUGUGAUGACUGGGCCGCAGAUGACUACUGGGCUAAGCAAAGGUGGUUUCCUAGCAUCUUCAGGUCCUUGCAAGACAUUUGAUGAUGCUGCUGAUGGAUACUGCCGCGGAGAGGGGGUUGGUGUCGUUGUCCUCAAGCGUUUAUCGGAUGCUAUUGCAGACAAUGAUGAGAUCCAGGGGGUAAUUCGAAGUAUCGGGACCAAUAAUUCUGCGGAUGCACCUUCAAUCACCCAGCCUCAUCAAAAUACCCAAGAGAGGCUGUUCAAGAAAGUGCUGCGAGAUGCGUGUGUGCCUCCUAGCUCCGUGGAUUACGUUGAGCUACACGGGACGGGUACCCAGCGAGGCGACGUGUCGGAAGUGUCUUCAGUGGCCAAUAUCUGUGCACGCGGCCGCGCCUCUGAUUCUCCAUUGAUAAUUGGAUCGGUCAAAGCAAAUGUCGGACAUGGUGAAGCAGCUGCAGGUAUUACGUCGUUGGUCAAGUCACUUCUCAUGUUUCAGAAAGAUACGAUUCCACCACAUAUCGGCAUCAAGACACAAAUGAACCGACGUAUCUCUCCCGUGGACAGAGAAAGUAUUUGUGUCCCAGCCUCCCCGCUCCGCUUUGAUCCUAAACCUGGCGGAUUACGUCGGAUAUUAAUCAAUAAUUUCAAUGCAGCGGGUGGCAAUACAAGCCUACUAUUAGAAGACUACCAACGACAUGAUCCCAGUGCCGAUGACCCGCGCUCGCACCACGUUGUAACUUUGUCAGCCAAGACACGAUUCUCUCUUCAACAGAACAAGGAGCGGCUGAGCAGUUACCUAGAAAACCAACGGCAAACUUCAAUCAGCAAUUUGUCAUAUUCUUCCACAGCCAGGCACCUUCACCACGGCCUUCGCACCGCAUAUUCUGUUGAAGACGUCCCAGAUCUAAUUCACCAAAUGGACAGCGAUCUGUCCAAGACAACUAUUCAACCUCAAUCUACAGGAAGACCUCCAGUGAUAUUCUCUUUCGCUGGCCAAGGAUUUCGUUAUAUCGGGAUUGCCUCACAGCUUUUCAAAACAUGCCCCACUUUUCGGAAUAUCCUUGAAGAAUUGAACAGCCUUUGUGAGAUGCUCGGAUUUGCCACAUGUCUUGAGGUUUUGCUUGAUGACAAAAUAAAACUUGAAGACAUCGCACCAGGCACAGCUCAUCUCGCAUUGGUGUGUUUGGAGCUUGCUAUUGCAAAGCUCUGGCAGACCUGGGGCAUUGAGCCUGAUGCUGUUAUUGGUCACAGUUUGGGAGAGUACUCUGCGCUUUGCAUCGCUGGUGUUCUAUCCAUCGGUGAUACUUUAUCUCUGGUUGGGAAACGUGCAGCCGUCAUGGGAGAGCUAUGCUCUGAAGGCUCGCAUGUCAUGUUGGCGAUAGGUGCAUCAGAAGAAACUGUUGAGAGACAUCUCAUGGCUGAACAUUCCAGUUCCUGCGUGAUAUCGUGUCGAAACAGUGAGGCUUCUACCAUUGUAAGCGGCCCCACAAAGGAUAUUAAAGAACUCGGAGAAUCGCUUUCCUCUCAUAAAAUCAAGAAUACCUUGAUAGAGGUACCCUACGCUUUCCACUCUCCUCAAAUGGAUGCCAUUCUGGGUCCAAUUGAGGAAUUCUCGAUACCAAUUCCCUUUCGCAAACCCGCGAUCCCAGUGAUAUCGUCCCUAUAUGGAGACGUCAUUCGCGACGAGGGGAGAUUUGGCAGCACUUACCUCGCUCAGCAAACAAGACAAAAGGUCAAUUUCGUUGGUGCACUCGAGAAAUACCAAUCCAGUGACCUAUACAGCCCGGACACCGUUUGGGUUGAUUGUGGCCCAGGUCCGGGUCAGUUCCGACCCGUAGCUCCUUACAAAGGAACCCGGAAUUCUCGUUUUGAUUAUUCCAAAGGCAAAACGUUGCCGGUGAAGGUGCUGAAGGAGGUCAUACGAUGCGACAUCCGUCUACGAGUAACAUCCCAAGAUAUAGAGUGGAAUGAGAAGGAAUUAUUCGAUCAAAAGAGAAUUUUGAUGCUGAUAGAGCGGACAACAAACACUUGA